Messenger RNA from Fusarium venenatum, 228 nucleotides. The record is from RefSeq and is a predicted model, not a curated record. NCBI's taxonomy places the organism in Eukaryota, Fungi, Ascomycota, Sordariomycetes, Hypocreales, Nectriaceae.
AUGUUCGAGGAGACAUCGUCGGAGGGCCGGUGUAAUAUGCUGGCCAGGACGGACAUUACACCAUCCAACGAGAAGAUCAUGGAGUGUCGUCUUUUCUUCGGCGGUGAGGUUCUUGUGGUCGCUGAUAGUGGCAUUUGGACCUCGAGUCUUCGCGCAGUUGACGUCGCGGCGCAUUUCAGCAAGAGUGAAGAUGUUAUCGGUACUGAUCGUGAAGGGCCUGGUACAUAA